AUGGCAGGUCUGAAAGACGAUGAAUGCAGAACAAAAUUCUGCCAACAUGUGUCUAUUCAUGUUGAAAUACGGACCAGGAAGAAGCUUAGCGAUGCGGAUUCCUUCACAAAGUGCAUACAGGAUGCUGCAAGGGAAACGCUCCCAGUUCUAUUGCCGCGGAAGAAGUUUGCCUUUGCAUCUGCGGAAACAAAAUCCACAUACAAUUCUGUAUGUGUCGCGCGCAGCGCUGGUGACUUCAACCAGGAAAAGCGUCUUAGAAGGAAGCUGCGUCGUCAACUGCAACAAGACCGCGAUAACGAGUGGACGUCAAGAGCGAUGGAGUUUGAGAAGGCGUGGAAGGACACGAACCCGCGGAAAGCCUAUGCUCUACUAAAACAGUAUAGCGGCAAAAUGAAAAGAUGUUCUUCUUUCCUCAACACUGCCAAUGGAGUAGUUGUCGGUGAAGCAACCCUUCCAAUUUGUAGAGAGACCUUGCUGAACCGGCUAGCACCGUCAGCUCCUGAACUCGAGCACGUUCAUAGAUCGACAUAUGCGGUUAACGAGCAGCCACCGACCGAGUCGGAGGUCCUGGUCUGUAUUCAGAAAAUGAAGAAUGGAAAAUCUGGUGGAGACGACGGAAUUAGGGCAGAAAUGCUAAAAUAUCUUCCUCCGUCUGGGAUUCGUGAGAUGACAAAGAUCAUCCGUUCAAUAUGGAUAAACGAAAGGAUACCUGAUUCGUGGAGACACGCUAUCAUAAUUCCCCUCCACAAGAAGUUAUCCGUCACGGACCCAAGAAAUUAUCGAGGAAUCUCUUUGCUGCGUGUUAUGUACAAGGUACUGGAGCGCAUUAUCCUGGACCGACUCAUUAAACAUCGCGAAGAAACGACGCGCGACGAGCAAGCUGGCUUUCGUCCUGGCCGAUCUACGAUUGACCAGGUGUUCAUCGUCAGGAAAGUGAUCGAAAUCUGGCAGCGGUAUUCGAAGCCAAUGCAACUAGCGUUUCUGGACUUUAAAGCCGCUUUCGACUCUCCUCACCGAGGCCGUCUUCUCAACGCGCUUCGAGCCGAAGGAGUACCAGGAAAGUUCGUCCGCUUGCUUGAUGACAUGAAUCAACGAACAACUGCUGCAGCUCGAACACCAACCGGAAGUACAACACCGUUUGAAGUGGUAACUGAAGUAAGACAAGGGGCGGUGGCAGGACCCUUCCUGUUCAAUUUCGCCAUCGACGACACUUGA
This is a messenger RNA of Necator americanus (New World hookworm), 1215 nucleotides long. RefSeq lists its product as uncharacterized. The record is from RefSeq and is a predicted model, not a curated record. The transcript has a single exon. Lineage: Eukaryota; Metazoa; Nematoda; Chromadorea; Rhabditida; Ancylostomatidae. The coding region runs from base 1 to 1215 and encodes 404 amino acids.